AAAGUACUGGAGCCUCAGCUUCACGAUCUGCCCUUCCAGUGAGCACUCAGGGCUGAUUUCCUUCAGAAUGGAGAGGUUUGAUCUUCUUGCAGUCCAUGGGACCCUCAAGAGUCUCCUCCAGCACCAUAAUUCAAAAGCAUCAAUUCUUCGUGGCAAGAGCAUAUUUAUAUUUAUAUUCAAAAAAAACCAUGUCUUAUUGUUGCUGGGGAGCAGGGACGCAUAUGGCAGCCCAUUGGUUUUGUUUGUUUAACGUUUUAACAGAUAGCAAAGCAGAAUGCGUUUCAAAGCGCUUUCCACCGCAAGGUACUACAACUCCCAGAAAUCAUUGCGGCAGCCGGGAGAACGUUGGCCCGGGCGGGUCGAGCGCGCGAGCUUCUGUUGCUGAGAUUUCCGGAGCUGCGGGGACCUGGGCUUUGCUGCGAUCGGUGUUGCAACCGGCACUGCAGCGCAAGGCGCGGGAGCCAGGAAAGUGGAGGGAUCGGGGAUCCCAGCUCUCGGUGCAUCAUCGCGUCCGAGCGCCAUGCACAGGUAAAGGGCGGCUAGGUAGGGGAGCGGAUGCAGAGAAAUAUCAAGGGCGAGCGGAUCCCGCCGAAAGCUUAAGGCAGCUUGCGCGCGCUUUUGCCUUUCCUUCCUCCGCUAGGUUCUUCCAGUUAAAGGCUGCAGCCGUCCACACACAGGGUAGAGUAGUCCAGCUGCAAAGUGUAAGCCUGUAUGCAUAGGAUCGGGCUGCAAUUCAUUUGCAAUUCAUUUGCGGAUUGCACCAUCCCGCCCACAAUCUGCUAUUUCUGUAAACGCGUUAGUUUCUCUACAUUGAUAGCAUCCAUAAACAUCCCUGUUUAAAGUCCUGUCAUUCUCUGCAGUCUGCAAGUGCACAAAAGCUGUCACACUUCAGAGCUGUUGCAUUGCCACUGAGUGCCAAAGCUUGGUCAGGUUUUUAAAAAACAACAAUAAAUAUUUUUUCUGUACCUAAAGCUUAAUGGUUGUGAGGCUGCUCUGUGUGCUUUCUGGUGUGUAAGAAAAGGGGCGACCCUUUUCUUACACACCAGUGGAAAAUGUGCAUGUGGGAAUCUGCUCAGCAAAAUUUUUUUAAUUAGGAACAGAUUGUGGGGGACCCUCUAAACCCUAGAAAUUAAUAAAUUUAUUAAUAAAAUUAAUAAAUUUUGAUGGUUUGGGAUGUGAAGGGAGAAAUCUAAACUGCAAAGGAAUACCUAAGCUAACUCAUGCAAAACAACUUGGCCAAGCUAGGGCCAUUAAGAAACAAUACAAGGCUAUUGAGAGCCAUUGGCAGUGCAAGAGAACUGCCCUCCCCCCUGCCCUGAGUUGUGAAGGGGGGAUUGAAAGGUUGCCAGGGUUACUGUGUGUUUGAGGUGACAGGGAAAAGGGAGCAAGUGGUUCUGGGAAGAAGGCUGGGAUCCAUGUUGGGCAGGCUGGCUGCAGGCUGGCUUGGAGAGAUGCCUUGGCUUGGUCUCCAGGGCUGCACUGCUGUGGGGUACAAGCCUCUCUUGAAAUGACCAUGCUGUAAGAUCUGGACUCCCUCCAUGCACACUGAAGGUAUAAAUAGGUGAAUAAACCAUAUUUCUUAAAGCUACAACAGUCUCUGCUGUGUCUCAAUUCUCCAAAGGACCACGAACCCUGGGUGCGUGUCUGGAACCCCGUGGGCUCUUGCCACCGCGAGGCACCCGACUUUUGUAACAAUACAAAAAUACUUUGUGUGUGUGUCAUAGGCCUCAGAACACCUGUCUAAGGUGCCUGUGCAGUAGCUAUAUGCACAAACCCUUGAUUCCAUUUCUUCAGGGACUACAUGUUAUGGGGAUCAUGCAUACAUGUAUGUUGGUGUGUGCUGUCAUAUGUUACCUCCUGUGUGAAAUGAAAUGGAUGUUCUCAUGCACUAAGGCCUACUGCACAUUUGCAUGGGAUCCUAUUUUAUACUGAGUCAUCCCUUUUAGCCUCUCCUGCAUGUGUAGGCAAACUAAGGCCCGGGGGCCAGAUCCAGCCCAAUCGCCUUCUAAAUCCGGCCCUUGGACAGUCCGGGAAUCAGCGUGUUCUUACAUGAGCAGAAUGUGUGCUUUUAUUUAAAAUGCAUCUCUGGGUUAUUUGUGGGGCAUAGGAAUUCAUUAUUUUUUUCAUAAUAUAGUCCGGCCCUCCACAAGGUCUGAGGGACAGUGGACCGGCCCCCUACUGAAAAAGUUUGCUGACCCCUGCUCAGCUGCAACAGGCAGCAAUUCUCCAAAGUUCUCAAACACAAGCUUUUCUCAGUCCUGUGUCCUGAAGUCCCCUUAGCUGGAGAUGCCAGGGUUUGAACUCAGAAACAUCCAGGGUUAAAGACCAUAUUGCACCACUAACACAUCCCUCCCUCAUCCAUCUAUGAGUUCUGUCCAGCAACUCAGUCAAUGCAAGGGCUGUCCUUGAGACAUGUGAAACAAGUCAUCAAAAGGCAAAAAGGGUGAUUCCCUCCUAUUCAAAGCAAGUCCAACUAUUGACUUGCUAGCUGAAUGCCAUAUUGUGCAGUAUUCAAUGGGUUUGUUUUUGGGUGUGUUUUUGGUGAGCAGGCAGCCUAACAGUUUUUCAGGCUGUCUAGGACAUGUGUAAACGACCUGUCUAGUUUCAUACAGUUCUAAAAAAUGGAUCCCUAUUAUCUGCUCCCACCACCAUCUCGGCCAGUCCCUCUGGUACACCCAGUUUGCACAAGCAGUAAAGUCCUCAUUGCCAUAUUUUGAAGAGCAAAAAAGAGGAUGCUAUGAUGACUCAUUUAAAUACCCCUACUAUAUGUAGGCUAUAGAAGCUGUGAUAUAUUGUUGAGGGGGGCAGGAGAAGAGAAGAGGAAAGCAAGUCUUUAGUCAUCAGUUAUGUCUGUGUCUCAUGCCGAAAGAGAAGACAUAUCCUAGAAAAUUACGAUUAAUUUGACCACCAUGGCUGGAAUAUUUGACCACCAUGGCUGGAAUGUGUGACCACUAGCCUCCAGGAGAAGACCACAUUUCCCUUUCAUGCAAUUUUAGAAAACUAUAAUUUCAGAGGCUAUCUCUAUAGUUCCUUUUUCUGCCUGUGUUGACAUGUCUGCUGAAUUGCAACCAUGGCUUGAUACUAAGAGUGUGUCAAUCUGUGUCUGGGCCUUUUUAUUUCUUGCAGGAGACAUCUCCAGGAAAUUCCAGAUUCAGGCAGCAACGUCAGCACUGGUUUCACAUGGGGAUGGGAUCCCAGCAAGACUUCGGAGCUGCUCUCGGGCAUGGGAGUGUCUGUUCUUAAGGAUAAGCUAGGCAACGAGAACACCCCCCAGGAACUGCUCAUGUGCGUGGGACCACCCGCAAAACGGCAGAAAGUGAAGGAAAAGGAAUUUACUAUUGCCCGCAGACCUAGGCUGCUUCGAGAGGCAGGAGCAGGUAAAAUGCGAUAACAACAAUACAUAUUCAAGAUAUAGCUAAUUGGUAAUGUUAAAGAUUAAAUGGAUGCAAACCUUGCUAAAUAAAUAAAAGAAGUUGUUCUUUAUUUUGUUAAUUGCAAUACAUCUAAUGUCUUAAUUAUUUAAUUAUUAAGUAUGUGUUUUUAUUAUUUUUAAAGGAAGAUUUUAUAUUAUUUUAUGUCAACUGCUUUUGAUUAAGCAGCAUAUAAAUCUUGUUAAAUAAAUACAUUUACAGAGCCCUUGGAUGUGUGUGUGUGUGUGUGUGUGUGUGUGUGCGUGUGUGUGUAUAAAUAGGCUAAGGAGUAUAGGAGAACUUCACAGUUUGUGUGUUUUAACAGUAUGAAAUGUCUUUAUUUUAAAGCUUUUAGCCUUAAUAACAGUGUCCCCAUUUACAUUUUAUGUAUGGUAUCUGUUUUCCCAAACUUCUGCACACAGGAGUCUCUUGGGAUUCAUUGCCUGAUGAACUGCUUCUGGGAAUUUUCUCCUAUCUGUCCUUGACUGAUCUGCUGAAAGUUCCACAGGUUUGCCGGAGGUGGCAUCGCCUUUCGUAAGUGCUGGCUGAAUACUUAACUCGUAUUAUUUAUUUUUGAAUUUAUGCCCCAACUUUCUAAUAAUAAUAAUAAUAAUAAUAAUACACAAGUCAGUAGAGAGCAACUGACUGGGAUUGCUGCUAGCCAGUAGGGAAUGCUUGCAGGGGCUGAGACCCAAGAAUAUCUGUUGGACCGCAAGUUCCCCAUCUCUGCUUUAGUGCAUGAAAGAGGGCGUGCUCAGUAUGCAAACAAAAACUCUAGAACUCAACCAGAAUGCGAGAGCAGUGAUCUACUUCCAUCAGAAGUUUUAAGCAGUGAAGAGGAAGCCAGAGCUUUGCUAUCGGAAUUAGGCUGCAAUCCUUAAACUAGGGAGUGAACCCCAAUAGACACAACGAGGCUCAACUUCUGAGUAAAUAUGAAGAGGAUGCUGUUUCAAGAGCUUGCUAAUGGCAACACCUGCCGAAGCUUCCAGUUUGUUUUCUAACCACCCCACAAUUUUCCUCCUUUAGGAUUGACGAGUCACUCUGGCAGACUCUUGACCUCGCAGGAAAGAAUCUGCGGCCAGGUGUGAUUGGCCAUCUGCUGCCAUUGGGUAUAACUGCCUUCCGUUGUCCAAGGUCCUGUGUUGGCAACCCUUUGUUCAAAACAAGCAGGUAAUGCUGUUCCAAAUCCUCCUUUUUUCCCAUUUUCUUGCCUUGUAUUCAGGCCUGUGCUACCUACUCUCUUGCAAAAUCAUCAUCAUCAUCAUCAUCAUCUUUUAUUUAUACCCCGCCCUCCCCAGCCAAGACCGGGCUCAGGGCAGCUAACACCAAAUAUAAAACAAUUGAUUGAAAUACAACUUAAAAAACAAGAUUAAAAUACAACAUUAAAAUGCAGCCUCAUUUCAGCAGAAACUCAAAAACUUUUUUGGGGAUGAAAACGUCAAGUCUUCACCAAGGCUAACUAUCCAGACUGGUCCUACGUGGGCCAGAAAAAAGCCAGGGAAGUCCCCAAGUAGGAGUUCCGUCACAGAAGGAAAAAGGAAAAAAGAAAGAGGGGGAGGGGAUCAAGUUAAUUCCAAGCCAAAAGCCAGGCAGAACAACUCUGUCUUACAGGCCCUGCGGAAAGAAAUCAGAUCCUGCAGGGCCCUGGUCUCAUGAGACAGAGCGUUCCACCAGGCCAGGGCCAGUGUUGAAAAGGCCCUGGCUCUGGUUGAGGCUAAUCUGACUUACUUAGGGCCCAGGACCACUAGGGUGUUGCUAUUUAUGGACCUUAAGGUCCUCCGUGGGGCAUACUGGGAGAGGUGGUCCCGAAGGUACAAGGGUCCUAGGCUAUAACAGCAUAAAACCAUAAUAGUAGUUAUAUUCCACUACACCGGGAUCCUUAAGAGAGCUUGUCUACAUUUUGACACUGAGAACCAGUGUAGCAUUUUGUGUUGGAUGUGACAUUGUAGCAUUUUGUGUUGGAUGAGAUAGUGACUGGCCCAAGGUCACCAGGGAGCUUCAUGGACUGUUUGAAUCUCCCUGGCCUUUGUCCCAAACUCUGACUACUGCACUACAUUAAUUGAUGUUUCUAGAUUAAUGGUAUUUCAAUAUUAAUAUGCAUUAGCUUGUUGGGUAGCUCAUUUUGAAUCUUUUCAUUGUGGACCCCACAUUGCUUUAUGCAGCAAAAUGAGCUAGUGAAGGCUUGAGAUCUACCGAGAAGAAUACACCACUUCAGAUUGCAAAGAGUGUGUGUGUGUGUGUGUGUGUGUGUGUGUGUGUGUGUUCUUUUUUGAUUAUAUUUUAAAAUUGCAUUCUAAAACUCAUUUUGCUCUUCCCCAUCUCCCUGCUCCUCCCUUUCUUUUGUAGACCUCUUCGGGUACAGCAUCUAGACCUGUCGAAUUGUACAAUAAAAGUUGGAGAUCUCCAAAGUAUUCUGUGCAGGUGCCAGGAGCUACAGAACCUCAGCUUAGAAGGCCUUGAGCUUUCUGACAAUAUAAUUAAGUGAGUGGGCAAAAAACCAAUCUUUUAACCUUUUUGCACAAGUAGACCUUACCAAAUAAAUCUGUUCUCUUGGGAUUGCUGCAUUUUAGGCACACAAGAGUUAACAGAUGAAAGCCCCAAAAGCCCAGGAAGCAUACAAGAAUGUAGACCAAAAAGAAGAAGAAAUGUAUUUCAAAGAUGCUAAAACAAUGGAAUAGUUUAUUGUUGAAUGUACCCAACACAUUUUGGCAAUAAUGGCUUAUUGUCUCACUUGUGUACAGACUGAUCCCAAAAUCUGUGUUUCAAAAAAUCUUGCAGGGCCAAAACCUUUCAAAUUUUUGAAAAACAGGCUAAGCCAAGCUUGGGAAAUUGUAGUUAGCUUAAACUAUGGUUUGUUUAGGAGUUAGGAUCAGAAACCAUAGUUUAACCAAGAGUUCCUUUGAGGACAUUCCCAUCUCUUCCUCAGUAAUGGAGGAGAGUGGAGAGCAUGAGAGCUCAAAGCUCAUAGUUCAUUACUAUAGCACUAAACUGCCUUAUGUAGAAAUCAACCAGUGUUUGCCUAUAUCACAGGUGGGCAACUGUUUCUCUGUUGAGCACUACAUUCACUUAGGGAUACUCUUUAGAAGGGGAGAAGUCAGAGCCAGAAGUGAAUGGGGCAACCCUGUCUUUUCACCUGCUCCUUCCUCUGUACCCAGCAAGCUGCCAGGCCAGAGAAAGAUCACACUCACAGAUCUGAACUGCCAGCUUGCAGAGGGCUUUGGAAACAUUCUGGCUUCAGAACAUUGUAAAAAAGGUAAAGGGACCCCUGACCAGUCCAGUCGUGGCCGACUCUGGGGUUGCGGCACUCAUCCCGCUUUAUUGGCCAAGGGAGCCGGCCUACAGCUUCCAGGUCAUGUGGCCAGCAUGACUAAGCCGCUUCUGGCGAACCAGAGCAGCGCACGGAAACACGGUUUACCUUCCCGCCAGAGCGGUACACCUAUUUAUCUACUUGCACUUUAACGUACUUUUGAACUGCUAGGUUGGCAGGAGCAGGGACCGAGCAACGGGAGCUCACGAUUCGAACCACCAACCUUCUGAUCAGAACAUUGUAGUUAAUGCUUUAAAAUGUUUCCAUGUGAAGGAGUGCAGUGUGGACAUUGGAAGGUAUAUCAUCAGCCUCUUGCAGUUUUCCCUACUGCUCCCGCAGGUGCUGGUGUGGAGACUGGCUUUGUGCAUAGGCAGUUUAAUGUCUUAUUUCUUCUCACCUUUCAGAAAUAUAGCACACAACCCCUGUUUGGUGCGAUUAAACCUGUCUGGAUGCUCUGGGUUCUCUGCAGAAGCGUUGGAGACAAUGCUGGACAGUUGCCCCAGGUAGUAAAAGUUCAUUGACUUAUGCAAGAAGCAACAGUAGAUUUAGCACUGGCACAAUGCAGACAAACUGGAUAUUGCAGAAACUCUUAACCAAGAAAUCUGUUUUCAUUCUGCUGUCGUUCUGCUGAGCCAUAAAAUGAGUGUUAAAUAGUUUUGUGUAUACAGUGGUACCUCGGGUUAAGUACUUAAUUCGUUCCGGAGGCCCGUACUUAACCUGAAACCGUUCAUAACCUGAAGCACCACUUUAGCUAAUGGGGCCUCCUGCUGCCACCGCGCUGCCGGAGCACGAUUUCUGUUCUCAUCCUGAAGCAGAGUUCUUAACCUAAAGCACUAUUUCUGGGUUAGCGGAGUCUGUAACCUGAAGCAUAUGGAACCUGAAGCGUAUGGAACCUGAGGUACCACUGUAGACUGUUCUUGCUUAUUUCUGCAAAGUUUUCUGCAAAUUUUAUUUCUGCAAAUUAGUUUUUGCUCGACCUGUUUGUUCCUUUAAAGAAAUCAGUUUUAUUACAGGCCUUCAACAUAUAAUACAAUAUAAACCAAACAAAGCUAACAUCUAAAAAGAGCAGAAUAAUAAAAAGGAAAAGAGGUCACCCACCCAACUUGUUUGCUCUGAAUAGUCUUUUAAAGUCGACACUUAGUUCUGAUUAGGCUUGUUCAUUCACUUUCCUGGCAAUGAACAUUUCAUCCACUUAUUGGUAGGAACAAAUUAGCCCAUUUCUCUGUAAGCUUAAGAGCAAAUGCAGCUUUAACAACUGGUAUUACUGGGGCAAGAGGGAUUCUCAUUUGCCUUAACAACAUGACAGUGUACUGGAACAUAGGAGGCAGCUUUAUACAUAGCCUGGCAGUUUAUCCAUCUAGAUUAAUGCUACCUACACUGACUGGCAGCAGCUGUCCAGAAUAUCAGACUGGUUUCCCCCCAACCUUCCUAGGAAAUGUUGAGGCUUGGUCCUUCUGAAAGCCCACAAGCAGGACAGGAAAGUGAUAGCCCUCUCCUUUUGUUUGUAAGCAACAAUUUGGAGACAUGCUGCCUUUGAUCCUAUAGGUGAAAAACCAUCCUGAAUAAUAGCCCUUGACAACUUUCUCCUCCGUGAAUUUGUCUCAUGUCCUUUUGAAGCCAUCAGAUUAGUGGCCAUCAACAUGUCUUAUGGCAGUGAAUUGUGUACCUUCAUUAUGUGUGGGGAACACUUUCUAUCGAUAAACUUUGUUGUAUAAACCUGGGUGUGUAUUUUUUAAAAAAAAGUUAGUUAAGAUUUCCAUUUAUAUCGUGUUUGGGUUUUUGUUUCUUUCCGGCACCUAGAAAAUGGAUAGUGAAGCUGUGUCCCUCCAGUCUUUUUCUAGAUUACAAUUUCCACCAUCCCUGACCAUUGGCAUUGCUGGCUGGGCCUGAUGGGAGUUGGGAGUCCAGAACAUCUAUCUGGAAGGCCACAAACCCCCCACCAUAAUAAACAAAUAAUAAAUGAACAUGUGUCUUGAAAGUAAUGUUUUCUCAAAUUGUACACAGGUUGGAAGAGCUGAACUUGGCCUGGUGUGACUUCACAGUUGAUCACGUGAAAGCAGCAGUCAGCCACAUUUCUCCAACGGUAACACAGCUGAACCUCAGUGGAUACAGACAGAAUCUACUGAUGCCAGGUGAGAGGCCAAUUUCGGCUUGAAACCAGCUAGCUCAAGUAACCUACCAUCCAUACUUGGAAGCCUACUGUGCGAAUAACUCUAGUCUUCUAUUACAGUAAAUUUUAGGAAUGAAGCAAACUUGCAAGAAGGAACGUUUUAAGAUACCGUAUUUUUUGCUCUAUAAGACUCACUUUUUUCCCUCCUAAAAAGUAAGGGGAAAUGUGUGUGUGUCUUAUGGAGCGAAUGCAGGCUGCGCAGCUCUCACAGAAGCCAGAAGAGCAAGAGGAAUUGCUAUUUUCACUGCGCAGCGAUCCCUCUUGCUGUUCUGGCUUCUGAGAUUCAGAAUAUUUUUUUCUUGGUUUCCUCCUCCAAAAACUAGGUGCGUCUUGUGGUCUGGUGCGUCUUAUAGAGCGAAAAAUACGGUAAUAUGAAAUGUAUGCCUACAGCUGCAGGAAUGAGAGUAUUGAAAUGCGUAACUUUAAGGCAUUUUUAUCUCUAGGCAAAAACUGUACUGCCUGUUGACGUGUGAUGACCAGAUUGCAUUUGACUUUUCAUUUCAGAUAUCAAAACAUUAACUGAGAGGUGUUCCAGUCUAGUCCAUUUAGAUUUAAGGUAAGAAUUUGAGUGUUAACAACACACACACACCCCGCCCCAUAGUUGUGUCUCUGAAGUCCAGUUCUAAGGAAUAAAUCAAGGUCAUCAACACAAGGAUUCCUGCUAGUGCAAUGGGACUUUCCUGUGCCCUCCCCAAAUUUGCUCCAGAGAGUUGGGGGAACCCAUAGAACAAAUUUAUGGGUUAUGCAGUGGGCGGAGGGGGAGAAUGUUCCACUGUGCAAAAGUAGAAACCAUUGCACCAACAGAAUGUUUACAUAGCGCUACUUUCGCUACAGCCCAAUAGUACUACAGUCAUACCUUGGAUCUCGAACGCCUUGCAGCUCAAAUGUUUUGGCUCCUGGACGCCGCAAACCCAGAAGUGAGUGUUCUGGUUUGCGAACGUUUUUUGAAAGCCUAACGUCCGACGUGGCUUCUGAUUGAGUGCAGGAAGCUGUGCCUUGGUUGUCGAACAUUUUCAGAAGUUGAAUGGGCUUCCGGAACGGAUUCCAUUCAACAACCAAGGUACGACUGUAUUUUGAAUCAAAUCAUGUACCAAGUCUGAGUAGCAGAGCAGGCUAAGGGCUGCAUGGACUUGGGGUUCAACCCAUAAUGGUCUAUAUGUCAAAGUGGGUGUGCACAUUUAAAAUAACAUUCUGUUUUGAAAGUGACAGAUCAGGGGGUUUCAGCUGUCCAGAUUUACAGCAGGGGACUCAUGGGGAGUGAUCAGUAAAAACCUGUUUUCCCAAAAUUAAUUUUCUUUUUUUUAAAAAAGGAAUGGACAGAUUUGUGAGGCCACAAAAAAACACUUUGGCAUCGCAGGAGGGGAAGGGAAGCAUGUUUCCUGCUUGGCAGGGGGUUGGACUCGAUGGCCCUUGUGGUCUCUUCCAACUCUAUGAUUCUAUUCUAUUCUAUGAUUCUAUGAAAUGCCUGCAAGUUCCUGUGUGAGAUUGGGAGGGGUGGCCAACGCAACUGUUUCUAAGCAGGCAGCGAGUGCCAGUCUUGCUGCUCAAAGCAACUGUGGAGCCUCUCUUCUCCAAAGGAAAUCUCCUAUUUCCAUCAUCUACCCAAAAUCUGCAUGAGUGCAUACACAGCGUGAGGAACUUUUAAAUGGGGAUUAUUUUGGAUGUAGUAAGUGUCUUCUUGUGAUGCCCACUUGCUCCAAGCCACCUUUUAGAUGGAUGAGAGGUUGCCCUUUAGUGACAGAGUGCCCUCCAUAAAACGUCAGCUCCCAUAGACCUCCCUUCUUCCAAGCAGUCUCCAUAAAUUCAGUUUCUGUACAGAGUCUGGCUAUAAAAGUACUUGGGAUAACUGGAAACUAGUCUGCAAAACUAUGAUUGUGCUAAAUAUGUUCCUUUAUUAUUCUACUAACCUGCCAGGCUUAUAUAUGCAGAGGUUGGCGUUCUUAAAUCAGUUGCUGUUUUUCAUUACAGUGACAGUGUUAUGUUGAAGCCGGAUUGCUUUCAGUAUUUCCACCAUCUGGCAUCACUUGAACACCUGGGUCUUAGUCGAUGCUAUCAGAUACCUCCUGCAGCCCUACUGUGAGUAAUGUUAACUCCUUCAAGUCAAUAAAAGCAGAAGGUGUUAUUCAACUAAGUUUUACUUGGAGUAUACCUAGUGAAAAUAGUCUGCUCCAGUCUUCAAGCGGUGUGAGGGUCACUCCACUAUGUACUAGACCUUCUGCAUGAAAGAUAGCAAACAUGGACUGCAACUCCUUAUCAGCCCCAGCCAGUUUGAUCAAUGGUCAGGGAUGGGAACUGUAGUCCAACAUCUUAAAUUAGAUACCCCUGUUUCAGAGUCUGAUGUGGCGUUGUGAGUAGGAUCACGUGUGCCUCUGUGCAACCCCAAUUUCCAGGUAUCCAUCCUUUCAUGCAAGCCAUAUCUGCUCCCCACCCCCCACAAUAUUUGCGCUCUCUCUUCCUACUAGCUUAUCAGGGACAUCUCACCAUUGAAAGGCCUGCUCAUCACCUUAAAUCUUUGCUGCCAAUGUUUAUUUCCUAGCCUGUUGCACCAACACCUUCUCCUGAGUUGUUUUAUAUCUUAAAUCUGAGUAGAUGUAUAAGACUGUGUUAUUAAGGAACAUGUAACAAGUUAAUUGGGACGCGGGUGGCGCUGUGGGUUAAACCACAGAGCCUAGGACUUGCUGAUCAGAAGGUCGGCGGUUCGAAUCCCCACGACGGGUUGCUUGGUCCCUGCAACCUAGCAGUUCGAAAGCACGUCAAAGUGCAAGUAGAUAAAUAGGUACCCUCCAGCGGGAAGGUAAAGGGCGUUUCCGUGUGCUGCUCUGGUUCGCCAGAAGCGGCUUAUUCAUGCUGGCCACAUCCCUCGGCCAAUAAAGUGAGAUGAGCGCCACAACCUGAGAGUCGGCCACGACUGGACCUAAUGGUCAGGAGUCCCUUUACCUUUACCUAACAUGUUAAUAAAAGGGUGUCCAUAGGCCUGUUAUGAGUGCGUAAGUGCGUUUUGUCAUUAUUUAGUAUAGUGGAACCCAGUUCUCAUUGGCAUGUCAUCCUCCAAAUGUCCACUUCGUUAGCAAAGCCCAAACCACAAGGUACAUAUUCAUCAGUUUGCAUGCCUUGUAAUGUUGUUCGACAGAUGGAUGUUGGAGUUUCUGUAGCUUUGCUAACCUGUGAACCGCCUCCUGUUAUGUGGCAACCAGAUAUCUCAGUUUCUGCCUAAGGGGUUUCUUGUUCAUUUUAAGAGGGGAAGAGAAUGAAUAUUCAUCUCUCAGUAACAUAUAUAUUAACCAAGCUGUUUACAAGGAAUGGGGAUGCUGCAGAGCAGGGUGGGUUUGGGGUAUCUUGCCAUCCUCCAGUCUUUCUUUGUUUGGCACAGUAUGACAUGUACUGCUGUACCCUUAAUCCAACCCCCAAGAUCACAAACUCCAGAAACACUGCAAAGCAUUUGCUUGGGCGAGAACCCCCUUUUCAUGCAACCCAUUCUGUCAUCUGGUAGUAAAAUGGACCUUAGGCAAGGAUGGUUAGGGGCACAGCCUUUGCUGUAUGGCUCAUGCUGCUACUCUGUAUUUCAGAUCUGACAAAUUGCAUUAUCCAGUUCCCUGUGGUUCUAUUCACUUAACUUUCCUCUUUUUUUGUUGUUAUAGUGAACUUGGUGACAUAGCCACACUCAAAACACUCCAGGUUUUUGGAAUAGUGACUGCCAGCUCCCUUCAACUCUUGAAGGCAACACUUCCUCGCCUAAAGAUCAACGUCUCCCAUUUUACACCUAUUGCAAGGCCCACCGUUGGCUGUAAAAGGAACGAACAGAUUUGGGGAAUCCAAUGCAGACUGAGCUUGAAAAGUCCAGCUGGUUUUUAAAAUGGCUUGAAAGACAUUUUUAGCUACUACCAAGAGCUGUGAUGCAUCCUUGAAGGACGGUCGAGUUCAUAGGUUGUGUUUUAAUCUUGUUUUAUUUUGUGACACGCGCUGCAGUCCACAACUUCCUAACUGGACUUAAAUCAGUUUGUGUGCAAGUGCUGUCAAUCAUACUUCUGCUGAACUGUAUUAAAAACCUGCUAAUUAUGUACAAAUAGUUGACAUUAAGCAACAUGAACCCCAUGCUUUUCGAAACACUAUUGAAAAACAAGCUAAGUGUAAUUUUUAAAUAUUAAAAGGCUCAAAAAUUUUA
Messenger RNA from Podarcis lilfordi (Lilford's wall lizard), 13049 nucleotides. NCBI's taxonomy places the organism in Eukaryota, Metazoa, Chordata, Lepidosauria, Squamata, Lacertidae. The record is from the annotation of a GenBank genome assembly.